Ctenopharyngodon idella (grass carp) is the source of this 3354-nucleotide messenger RNA. RefSeq names its product transmembrane 9 superfamily member 2 (gene tm9sf5). The transcript is spliced from 18 exons. Bases 160 to 2154 code for a protein of 664 amino acids. The record is from RefSeq and is a predicted model, not a curated record. Gene Ontology annotation, cellular component: membrane. Lineage: Eukaryota; Metazoa; Chordata; Actinopteri; Cypriniformes; Xenocyprididae. Gene Ontology annotation, biological process: protein localization to membrane.
GGGUUAUGUCACAGUAAGGAAAUGACACUAAUACAAAUCUUUCUUGAGUCAGUAGUAGCUGUGAGCUUGUUGUAUUGGUGAUCUUCUGUGUGAACUGUCGCCGGUUAGUUUUAUGGUUUUCUCCAGCAGAGUACACCUCGCAGGACGCUGCUUUGAAAAAUGAAGUCUUUAAAUCUGCGCUUUAUAUUUUUGUUGAGUCUUACUCUAGUCAGCUCAAGCGUUGGAUUCUACCUUCCGGGUUUAGCGCCAGUCAAUUUUUGCGAGAAAAAAACGGAGGGAGAUGAAUGUCAGACUGAGAUACAGCUGUUGGUCAAUAGACUGGACUCUGUGGAAUCAGUCCUGCCUUAUGAAUAUGAUGCGUUUGAUUUUUGCAAAGACUUGAAUGAAAGAAGGCCAUCAGAGAACCUUGGGCAGGUGUUGUUUGGAGAAAGAAUAGAGACAUCACCUUACAAGUUUACAUUUAAGGUUGACAAGCCAUGUGAGAAGGUCUGCACCAUGUCGUAUGAUAAAGGUUCAAGAGAAGACAAGUUAAAGUUGGACUUUCUAAAGAGAGGGAUGGAGUUGAAUUACCAGCACCACUGGAUUGUUGACAACAUGCCUGUAACAUGGUGUUAUCUUGUGGAAGACGAUCAGAAAGUCUGCAACCCAGGAUUUCCCAUUGGAUGUCUAGUAAACCAAGAUGGAAACCCAAAGGAUGCCUGUGUGAUCAAUGCAAAUUUCAACAAGAAGAACACUUUUUAUCUUUUCAACCAUGUGGACAUCACCAUAAUUUACCACAGUGUAGAUGAAACGACUGGGAUUGGUGCUCGACUUGUGGCAGCUACAGUGGAACCUAAGAGCAUCAAGCAUAGUGAUAACGACAAUCCAAAGUGUGAAGGCGCUCCCAUGGACAUACCAGCAGAUUUCACCAGUGAUUUCAAAGUGACCUACACUUAUUCAGUUAAAUUUGAGCAUAAUAAAUAUAUUAAGUGGGCUUCUCGAUGGGAUUACAUUUUGGUUUCCAUGCCUCACAGCAACAUCCAGUGGUUUAGCAUCAUGAACUCUUUGGUUAUUGUGCUCUUCCUGUCUGGCAUGGUGGCCAUGAUCAUGCUUAGAACACUGCACAGGGACAUUGCCCAGUACAACCAGAUGGACAAGGCAGACUGGGUUAAGAUCCCUCCAACUGCAAACAUUACCUAUGAGGAAGCCCAGGAGGAGUCUGGCUGGAAGCAGGUUCAUGGUGAUGUGUUUAGGCCACCCAAGAUGGGCAUGCUUUUGUCUGUCUUCCUCGGACAGGGCAUUCAGAUCUUCAUCAUGACCUUCAUCACCCUUUUCUUGGCCUGUCUGGGCUUCCUGUCUCCAGCCAACAGAGGGGCUCUCAUGACCUGUGCGGUGGUGUUGUGGGUAUUGCUUGGCACAUCUGCUGGAUACGUGUCUUCCAGGCUCUAUAAGACUUUUGGUGGUGAAAACUGGAAAACCAAUGUCCUUCUCACAGCCUUUUUGUGUCCUGGGAUUGUGUUUGUGGAUUUCUUCCUGAUGAAUCUGAUCCUGUGGGUAGAGGGCUCCUCUGCUGCCGUUCCCUUUGGUACACUCGUGGCCAUCCUGGCACUGUGGUUUGGCAUCUCUGUUCCCUUAACUUUUGUGGGUGCAUACUUUGGCUUCAAAAAACCAGGCAUUGAGCCACCGGUGCGAACAAACCAGAUCCCACGCCAAAUUCCUCAGCAGACAUUCUUCACCAAACCUGUGCCGGGCAUCAUCAUGGGUGGCAUCCUGCCCUUCGGCUGCAUCUUCAUCCAGCUCUUCUUCAUCCUCAACAGCAUUUGGUCUCAUCAGAUGUAUUACAUGUUUGGCUUCCUUUUUCUGGUGUUCAUCAUCCUGGUCAUUACCUGCUCUGAGGCAACUGUUCUGCUCUGCUACUUCCAUUUAUGUGCAGAGGAUUAUCAUUGGUGGUGGCGAUCAUUCCUGACCAGCGGAUUCACAGCGGUGUAUCUGUUUGUCUACGCAUUGCAUUACUUCUACUCAAAACUACAAAUUGUAGGGGCUGCGAGCACCAUCCUCUACUUUGGCUACACCAUGAUCAUGGUGCUCAUUUUCUUCAUUUUCACAGGUACUAUAGGCUUCUUCGCCUGCUACUUUUUUGUAAAUAAAAUCUACAGUGUGCUGAAAGUGGACUAAGGGAGGGACUUUUGGAGAACACAUCAACAACUUUUUACAGAUCAGCUUUCAAGUGGAAGUCUAUAGAGACAUUAGAAUGAAGGGAGGAAUCAGACGAUACUCUUUCCUGAACCGCUGGUGUGUGGCUCAACUGUAAUUCACUGACCUGCAGUAGGUGUGUGUGUGUGUGUAAACUCCAAAGACCCCUUUUCAGUGCUUUAAUUGUCUUGUGUUGCCUAUGACUUCAUUCCAGCUAAACCCAUCGUGCGAAAAGAUGCUUAUAUCUUUAUACAUAAAGUUCUUCUUAUGCUUUUAUAUUGACCCAAAUGUAUGUUUUACUUGCUUUGUUUUAUUUCAUCAUCUUUUUUUUUAUAGAAUUUGUUUUGAAAGACUAGAUGGAACACAAAUUAGGCUUUGGUAACAUUUACCUUUGUAUGGCAAAAUUCUGUGGGCUAAAUGCAGUCAUGUUAAUAGAAAUCCAAGCAAUACAGAAUUUCACAUCAGAUUCAAGUUUUGCCCACAAAAUUUACCAUUUACUGUUGCUCACCAAAAUUUCGCAGGCGAAAUCCAGUCAUUCCAAUAGAAAUCUGUGUGACCAGGAGGUUUGCAUUCCCAAAAUAUUCCCAAUGCAGAUUUUGAUCUUGUUGAAGAUAGUAAUGCACAUUCACUGUGUUGACAAAAGAAAGCUGCUUUUUUUAAAAAGUGAAUUCUGUGUGUGACGCUUAAUGCAUCGCUACGUUAUUGACAAUGAAUCUUUUCGGCUACGAAAUUUCGCUAAUGUGACUGCACCACAGUAACUACACCACAGUUACCUCGAUGAUGUCACCUAUUGGUGGAUAUCAGUAAUAAUUGUUAAUAUGUUGUUAGUAGCAUAAAUCUGCUCUGUUCCAUGUAUUUUUAUUGGUAUAACUUGCAGAUGAAUUGUUUUUUAUGGAGUGAAGGAAGUGGAAUGGUUAAGAAGCACAUUUUUUUGCUAUAGGACACUUUUAUACAAGUAAUAAUAUCUAAAUAAUGGGAGCUAUUUAGUGAUUUUGUACUUUGUAAUUUAUUUAAAUGUCAUUACUUAAAAAAAAUUACAGGCUUACACAUUUUUUUUUUUCAAUAAUUUAAUUUAAAACCCACAGAAUGUACUGAGCUUCAAGUCUUAUGAGGUAUACAUAAACGUUCUUCACCAUGUUAUAAUGAAAGAAAAAUAAAGCACGAAAUACAUCAUUACAAAAA